This is a messenger RNA of Prunus mume (Japanese apricot), 1198 nucleotides long. RefSeq names its product rRNA processing protein-like protein. Gene Ontology annotation, cellular component: nuclear periphery; preribosome, large subunit precursor; nucleolus. Gene Ontology annotation, biological process: rRNA processing; ribosomal large subunit biogenesis. The record is from RefSeq and is a predicted model, not a curated record. Lineage: Eukaryota; Viridiplantae; Streptophyta; Magnoliopsida; Rosales; Rosaceae.
UUGUGUAGUUCACAGCUCGACCUAAACCCUAAACCAAAGCAAUUGGAAAUAGGGUUUUAUCAAGGGCUCAGAGGCCACAGCGGAAAGAUUUACUAAAUGGGUGUAUCCAAUAAAGAGUCCAGACGGUUUAAUGAGGAUUCCAUGGAAGAGGAUGAUUUGGAAGAUGUGUCUGAACCAGAAUCCGAACCAGAAUCAGAACCAGAAUCUGAAGAUGAGGAAGAUGUGAAAUUGACUGAACCAUCAAAGAAAGCCAUAUUCAACAGAGAUGGUCUCCUUGAUAAACUUGGAGAUAUUAGCUGGCCGGAGAAUGCUGGAUGGGUGCACAAACUUUCUGUUGAUAUUGAUCAAGAGCAACAGGUGGACGUGAAUGAUGACCUAACUCGGGAGCUCGCAUUUUAUACCCAGGCUCUAGAGGGAACAAGAAAGGCAUUCGAGAAGCUUCAGUCAAUGGGGCUUCCUUUUCUCAGGCCUGAGGACUACUAUGCGGAAAUGGUGAAGACAGAUUCCCACAUGGAGAGAGUGAAAAGCCGGCUUUUGGUAGAGAAGAAGAAGAUUGAGGAAGCCGAUGAGAGAAGGAAAGCUAGAGAGGCCAAGAAAUUAUCUAAAGAGAUUCAGACUCAGAAGUUGAAAGAGAGAGCUAAGCAGAAGAAGGAGGACAUAGAGUCUGUGAAGAAGUGGAGGAAGCAGAGGCAGCAGAGUGGGUUUGCUGGGGGUGACAAAGGCAGUGAGUUGGAUUUGGCAUUCGAAGAUGGGAAACCAUUUGAGAAGUCAAGUAAUAAGAGGCCAGGUGUAGCUCCAGGAGAUCGGUCGGGAGGGAAGGCAAGACAAGGUGUGAAGGUGGGAAAGAAACCGAAGAAGAGGGAUAUCAAGGAUUCCAAGUUUGGAUAUGGAGGGAGGAAAGGUUCCAAGAAGCAAAAUAUGGCUGAAACCACCAAUGAUUUGAGAGGCUUCAAUAAAGAUUCUCUCUCAGGAAAUAAGAAAAGGAAGAGGUGAUACCAUCUUAGGAUUUUGUUUUUGUACUGGUCUUUCUUUCUGGUAAGGGCUUGCCUGUUUAGCCUAUUAAUUUUUGCUGGUGACUUUAAUACAUGUGAACUUUUAAGUGUGUUAAUCCUUGCACCAUCACUACUGACCUUGAAAGUGGUGGUUGUGCUUCUUGGUGGAUGAUCAUAGUAUGAAGUAAUAUUUUUAUUGAUGCAAA